UACUAUACUAACGCCAUGAAAUCAAGAAUUAUAUUUAAUACUUAUAACAUUAUUAUCAUCAUCCUUAUUGCAUUAGAACAAUUAGUUAUUGGUGCACCCAUCGAUGAAACUUAUCGUUUCAAUAUUACUGAUUGUCCAAGGAUUAUCACAAGAGAGGAAUGGAAAGCUCGUAAACCAUUAAAUGAAGAACAACUCGAACGUACACCAACACCUUACGUUGUUAUUCAUCAUGGUGGAAUACGUCAUUAUUGUUAUGAUCGAGAAAGUUGUAGUAAAAUAGUAAGAUCUUAUCAGGAUUUGCAUAUCGACGUGAGAGGAUGGUUCGACAUUGGUUAUAAUUUCGUCAUCGGUGAAGAUGGGAAUAUUUAUGAGGGUCGUGGAUGGAACAAAGUUGGAGCUCAUGCACCUGGAUACAAUUUUCAAAGUAUUGGGAUUUGUGUUAUUGGAGAUUUUUCUGAUUUCCUUCCAAAUGCAGCGGCCCUUCGUGCAUUAAAUUCUCUCAUCUCGUGCGGGGUCAGUCUCGGAAAAAUAAAAUUGGAUUACAACGUAAUCGGACAUCGUCAAGCACGUGAUACAAUAUGCCCAGGUGAUACAUUUUAUAAAUACGUUAUGGCACUUCCACAUUGGACAUCUCAUCCAAUACCUGACAAAAUUCGAAUUAUCACGACUGAAGCUACACCUAAGGUACCUAAAGGAAAUAAUUUUGACAAUGAUUAUAAUACUAAUAGAACUGUAAGACUAUAUAUUCCAAAUAUAAUUUCAAGACGAGAAUGGGGAGCAAGAGCACCGACUAGUCCGAUAUCUGCACUUCGAGAAAAUCCACCUUCUAAUGUGAUUAUUCAUCAUUCGGAUACAAUUGGUUGUAAUACACAAGCAAUCUGUCAAGCCCGAGUGAGAAGUUUUCAGAAUUAUCAUAUGGACACGAAAAAGUGGGAAGACAUUGGAUAUAACUUUUUAGUUGGCGAAGAUGGUAAUAUUUAUGAGGGUCGUGGUUGGGGUAAACAUGGUGCUCAUUCUACUCCCUACAAUUCUAAGAGCAUUGGUAUCUGUGUGAUUGGUAAUUUUACUAAUACUUUACCUAACCAAGCAAGCAUUAGAGCAACACAAAAUUUGAUAUCUUAUGGAGUAGCUAAUAACAAAAUUAAAUCCAAUUACAAACUUUUUGGCCAUCGUCAAACUACUCCAACUAUUUGUCCUGGAAAUGCUUUGUACGAUUUAAUUACAACUUGGCCUAAUUGGAGCAACAAAGCAUAAGGAAUAUACAGUGUUAUGAUUGAUCUAUGAAGUGUACGAACCGAUAAUCGUUUUCAAUUUAACAAUUAUUUAAAAAUCAGAUUUUGUAUAACCUUCUGUGUUUCAAUUCGGUUUUUGUGUGAAUUAUUUUUAUUUCGUAAGCCAAUUCUAAUAAUGUUCUAAGAUAGAAAAGAAAUCCGAAAAUGAAUUUAAAUAAAUGUGCAACUAUUACGUAAUCAACCACUUAUUUUUGAUGAAUGCGCGUUAAAAUCUGUUUACGAAAUGACAUACAUAAGUUAUAUCCAAGUCUAGGAAGAAAAGGAGGGGAGAAUUAAUCAACCAAGUCAAGGAUUUCCUAAUAGAUUUAAUAUUUCUCAACGGUCAUUUCUUUAGAACGUGAUAUAACAUUAUUCCAUAAUCUACGACCUACUCGAAUAUGAAAUAUGCGAAUGAAUAUUACAUGACAAAAUAAAAUAAUGCAGUAUCCUAUAGUA
Polistes canadensis is the source of this 1727-nucleotide messenger RNA. Its product is annotated as peptidoglycan recognition protein 3-like. The transcript has 6 exons. The record is from RefSeq and is a predicted model, not a curated record. Gene Ontology annotation, biological process: peptidoglycan catabolic process. Lineage: Eukaryota; Metazoa; Arthropoda; Insecta; Hymenoptera; Vespidae. The coding region runs from base 16 to 1254 and encodes 412 amino acids. Gene Ontology annotation, molecular function: zinc ion binding; N-acetylmuramoyl-L-alanine amidase activity.